Molecule: messenger RNA, 5566 nt
Organism: Cyprinodon variegatus (sheepshead minnow)
Lineage: Eukaryota; Metazoa; Chordata; Actinopteri; Cyprinodontiformes; Cyprinodontidae
Gene: spryd3
Product: SPRY domain-containing protein 3-like
Exons: 10
Coding region: 1-1182 (393 amino acids)
Molecular function (GO): protein binding
Source: RefSeq, a predicted model, not a curated record
AUGGACGGCAUUGAGUCUAUGUCCCCAUUAACAGCCCACGGUUACCAAGGGAACUCCGAGGAAGUGGGUUGCUAUGUGGCCGGCCGUCCUUUAUCAAAGGGAAAUUGCUACUUUGAGGUAACCAUAGUGGACACAGGAGUAAGGGGAACCAUUGCUGUGGGCUUAGUGCCUAAAUUCUACAGGCUGGACCACCAGCCUGGCUGGCUGCCGUAUUCUGUAGCUUACCAUGCUGACAACGGCAAGUUGUAUAAUGGCAACCCUGUUGGAAAGCAGUUUGGCCCAAAAUGUGCUCGCGGCGACCGCAUCGGCUGUGGCAUCCACUCAGAAAAUACAGAAGCUGGUCUUACUACUGUUUUCUUCACCAAGAAUGGCAGAGAGGUGGGUUCAGUCGAGGUUCCAGUGUCUUCAGAGGGCCUUUUCCCCGCUGUAGGCAUGCACUCCAUGGGAGAGGAGGUGAAGGUUGACCUGCAGGCGGAGUGGCUCUUAGAGGAGGAUGAUACUAUGAUGAUGGUUGACAGCCAUGAAGACGACUGGGGACGGCUUAAUGACGUCAGAGUCAGCGGAACGCUUCUGGAAUAUGUUGGCAAAGGAAAGAGCAUCAUGGACGUUGGUUUGGCCCAGGCCCGCCAGCCGCUCACCACGCGCUGCCACUACUAUGAGGUGGAAAUAGUCGAUGCUGGGGAGAAGUGCUACAUUGCCCUGGGCUUGGCACGUAGGGACUAUCCCAAGAACAGACACCCUGGGUGGAGCCGAGGGUCCGUUGCCUAUCAUGCAGAUGAUGGGAAGAUCUUCCAUGGCAGCGGAGUUGGAGAUGCUUUUGGCCCCCGCUGCUUCAAAGGGGACAUCAUGGGCUGCGGCAUCAUGUUCCCACGGGACUACAGCCUGGAUAGAGAAGGUUCAGCUGAUGUGGAGGACUGGGAUCGACUGGAGGGCCAUCCCAGUCAACAGGGCAUCCAGAAUGUUCUGUAUCUUAACGGUGAAGAGGAGGAAGAGGAUGACGAGGAAGGGGAAGAGAUCCCUCAGGAACAGCAGGGGAGGAAGGUGACGGUGUUUUUCACCAGGAACGGGAAACUCAUGGGCCGACGGGAGAUGGCAGUCCCCCCUGGAGGUCUCUACCCCACAGUAGGGAUGCUGAGCAGCGGCGAAAAAGUAAAGGUGGACCUGCAUCCUCUGAGCGGAUGAGGUUAGAGAGCGCAGGCCGGAGGACGCACCAUUCAGCUGCAUGCACGCACAUCCUACUCUGCACUGCACCGGAUUUCAUUUAUAAAACUAUUCAUGGCAGUAAUAACAGACCAGCAGUUCUGCAGCUGUACAGUGUCAGAGCAAGCUGCAGGCAGCAGGAGACUUCAAACGGUUAAUUCUAUGCAAUCUGCACUGCUAUCAUCCUCUAAUGUGUCCCUCUGCAUGCACUUUGUCUUCCCUCAUGAGGUCCGGCACGUUGCUUUAUUUUCACUUGUCUAGACCCCAAGCUAAGCAGAGAGGCCAGCGUUUGUUUCAGGGAGGACCUCCUCCCUGCUUCCCGGUCCUCCCUCUGGGCGAGGCUGCCCUCCUCUGAGCGGCCGGGGACCUCACACACCGCUCUCCUAGAGCCGGCUGGGAGUCAGCCGUGGGGCUCCUUUGUUUCUCCAGAAAGGCAGCCUCUUGCAACAUUUUCCCCAGAUCAUUAUUUAGAAAUAAACAGGUAUUUGAAGCGUCUGCUGAGCAGUAUCGUGUCACAUAUCUUGCAAAGCUUAAUUUAAAGAGACAAAAAAAGGGUUUUAGAUACAUGUUCUUAUUGUUUUUACAACUCAUCGUUCAAAAGAGGAUAUUUAAAUUAAUGAAUCCUGUUCAGGGAAUAUGUGUGUAUUUUAGGACUUUGUGAAGUUGAAAUACAGAAACUUGGGCUUUAUAUUCUGGAUCCAAAUUGUGAGCAAGGACAGAAAUUCUAAGAUCCAGUCCAACAUUAAGGUAUUCCUUUAUGCAACUAACAAAAAUAGAAAAGAAAAAACUUGAAAGUCAAAAAGUAAAAGUUUACAGUUCUCUUUAAUGUUUGGAAAGAAGCAAAAAGUGAAGUAAACCAACUUAAAAUAAACAUGUAGUUUUUCUUCCUGAAAGUUUCAAUCAGUCUGCCCAAACAUCCUGCAUCCAUUCUCGUUCUGCAGAGACCUCGUUACGAACCAAUGAACUCAUUCUGGUGCGUUCCAGAAGGGAUGCAUCUAAACGUUCCAGCCUGGCAGCACUAUGGCUUCGUAUCACAAAGUUCAGGUUCUCCCUUUAGUUCAUUUCUAGCAAUUUUAUGGAUUAAAUUCUUCCAGUCUGAUAUUUGACUCAUCAGAUCCAGUAUCAGACCAGUACUGGUGUCUUUUAAGCAUCGGGUGUCAGACGGAGAGCACCAACUGUGGUUCUCUGAUGCCGCAAAGCUCCAGAAUUUAGCACAAAAAGUAAGAAACAUUGUGACAUCUCAAAUCGUUAGAAAUUGUUUAUUUCCGAAUAAUUUGUGGAGUUCAACAGAGAGAAGACUGGAAAAAAAUCAUUUUUUAUUUAUAUUUUCAUUCUUAAAUGACACGUCACGUUAAAUUGAGUCCCGAACCUGCCAGAGGGACAAAUCAUUUCAGGUUUAACAUCCCAAAAAAAACAAACAAAUCCACUAGAGCAGUGAUAAAUAAAAACCAGUGAAAUAUUUGAGCUGGUAGGACUGUAUUAAACUCAGCUGAACUGCGUGAGCGUCAUGAGGUGAACUGAGGACAUUUAACAGAGGAGCCAACUCUGCCGACUCGAUUACUUCAGACGGCUUCAUCCAAAGUUCAGCGACUGUGACCACAGAUGCUCCACGGCCUCGGGCCUCCGGUCGUGUCUCUGAUACAAAUGAUGCUGCUGCUGCAGGAGGACAUCAACCCUCACUGUAAUUGAUGAUGGAGCAUAGAUUCAGCCCUGCAUCGUUCUGAGUGGGAAGAGCGACCCAUAGUCUGGUGAUUGUUCAAUGAUAACAGAAGGUUGGUUACCAGCUGCGUUUUAUGCUGCUGGGUGAACUGAGUUGAUCUGAAAGUUGUGAUGCAGACAAGAAAAAAAUGUUUAAGGAGAAAUACUCAUCGGUUUGUUGGAGCUGGUUUCCAUGUAACUGAAAAGGAUCUAUUUCAAUGAAUAAAAUCCCACAUAAAAUACUUUGCAAAGGUUCUUCACAAACUUUAACAGAUUUUUUUUUUAAGAAAUACCAACAGUUUACUGAAUAAUAAUAUUUUUGUUUUAAAGAAGUGAAAAUCUGAAACUUGUGGUUGCAUUUGUGUCUCACCUCAUUCAGAACUUCUCCAAAUCAGUCAUUUUUCAUCCCCCUGCUCUGCAUUUUUUAGACCCCAGUUCAACACACCUGCUUCAAGGACAGAACAGAACAUACCGAACCCGAUUCUGCAUCCGAUCAGACUGAAAAUCGCGUCGGACGAGGUCGUGGCAUUUAGUUCCUUAUUGAGAGUCAAUGAGUAUGAUCACACCCGACAUGAUUUUCUGCAAGGAGGCUUGCGUAGCUCUGACUUUGAUAGACCCCAGGUCUGUUUUAGUCAGACUACGCAGCGAUUGAGCGGUAAUUUUAGUCUGACUGGAAGAGAGACGAGGUUACAAAGUAAAACACAUCUGCUUUGGGGGAAAAUACAAAAUAAAAUCUGUUCAUUGCAAAGGGAAAGAUAUGGCAAGCGGGACACUCCUGCAAAAGCAAUGAAUGAAACAUUAAAAAUAGAAUACUUCACUCAUGAUAGGAAUUCAGGAGGACAGAAAACGGAUAAAGUAGUGAACCUUUUUGAGCCCUGCAAAAAACAGGGACAGAAAGCACAGUUUAUCCAUCUCCUCGAAAAAAAUAAAAAAAAUGAAUUCAGGAGGACAAAAAAUGGAUAUAGUAAAAUAGUGAUCCUCUUUAAGCAUCACCAAAAACAAAAUAAUGAGGGGGAGACAGGGCAGUAAGCGAAGCUCUUCACUCUCCCCUUUUAAUGGAAAAAAAACUUUGAUAAACUUCCAAGAUCGGUCUCUGAGAAUCCUGCCUCAGUCAACAUAUAAUUUUUCGUUUCUUUAGACGUGGUUCUCAUUAUGUUUUUAACAUAGACCUAUAAAAAUUCUCUGUCUGUUCUGGUUAGAGAUGCUGCACAGACUCAUUAAGUGGGGAUUUGCUUUAUUCGUUAAUUUUUAAUAACUUUUCAUAAUCUAUCAAAGUCAAUUGUGGGAAAUCGUUUUCACAGAAGUGAAAAAAAAAAUCUGCCCAGAUCUGCCAGCCCUGCCUAGUCGGAGCCGCUCUACACGCAGUCAGUGUGACAUAGAAAAUAAUUGAUUCGGUGACUAAAAAGUCGUACAUAACCGUUUUGUUCAGGCCUUCAGAUGAUUGCUGCUCAGCAAGUGCCUCUUAAUCAGUCAUCAGCUGAAAGCAGGUCUGAUGAAGCAGGGAAACAUCUAGAACAUGCAGGGCUGUGUGCCUGGAGGACCAAGGUUGGAAAACACUGAUCUAAAUGGAGUCCAUCUGCUUGUAAUUAAUCUCUGUCUAAAUCCAGUUGUUCUGUUUCUGGCCUCAGAGGUUUGUUAGAAAACAUUAGGGAACAAACAGCAUCGUGAGGACCAGGGAACACGGCGGACCGUUAUGCUCUCCCCAUAAAUCUCAGCUCCAGGGAAGGAAGAAGAACGUCAUAAGCCGUCCGUCUUUGCAGAUCGCCGCAAGCGAUCAAAUUAGAGCAAAAUCUAACUCUGUGGUCUGCUUGUAAAACUGUUGGUUGGAAACACAGCAGAGGCUUUUCUCUCAUCAGGGACAGGAAGGAUGAGAAGAGGGAUGGAAAGAAAUCCGUCAGAAUGAGACCUAAAAGUGAGAGCGGCCGGUACUAGAACACAACAUUACUUAUUAUUUACCCUCUGAGUCAGACGUUUAAAAUAAGUCAAGCCCAUAACGAUAUAAACAACCUACUGACUGAGCUUGUGCUCUGAGAAGGUUGCAAGAACACUGUUUGAUCCCCACAGCCUCCACUCUGGGUUCCCUAAGCAAGGCCUUUAACCCCUGAUUGCUCCCUGGGUGCCCCACAAUGGCAGCCCACUGCUCCCCAAGGGGAUGGGUCAAAAUGCAGAGAACGAAUUCCCCCAUGGUGGGACAAUAAAGGGAAUUACAUUUACAUUUAAAUAAGUUAAUCAGAAACGUGGCCUUGCAUCAGAGGUUUCCAACCUAUUGGACACCUAUAUAUUAAUUGUCCUGUAGGGCCACAAACACAACAUUAAACAAUAAAAUGCAAAAUACAGUUUAUUUUUGUUUGUUCUCAUUUUGAUUUUACCUGCAAUUAUCUAUUCUAGAUGCAUACUACUUUUAAGGAUAAAGUUCUGAAUAACUUUUAUUGAAAAAUGAAGAACAAAGGCUUUAUUAAAGGCAAGAAACUAUGGAGGACCAACUCUGCCAUAUUUAAAAAUAAAUACAGAAAUAAAUAAAUGCUCAAUAAAAAGGGCAGGCAGAAGUAAAUAGCAGCGAAGAAAUAACUAGGGUAAAAAAAUACAAAGGAAGAAUAAAACAGACAAAAAUAUAACAUGCACAUAAAUAAAUACUUAAAAAUAAAAAUAAAGAAUAAAGUUGAAAAUU